AUGGAAGGUGAAGAACUGGUGCAGAAAUGGAAGAAAGUGAGCUUUGUGCAUCCAAAUAACAUUACAUUAUGGUAUCACUAUUUGCGCUUUGUGCAAUCAAGAUUUUCUGUGUUUUCAUUUAGUAACACAUCUGCAGUAUAUGGUAAAUGUUUGAGCACUCUAUCAGCAAUCAAAGAAGGGACUUUUACCUCUCAUGAAGCUGAUGAGGAUAUAGAGAGUGGAAUACUGGACUUGUUCAUUCAGCAGUGUCAGUUUGCGAGGCAGUCAGGUAAUGUAUGAUCAUUAAGACUGUUUAAACAGGACUACCAAAAGAUACUGUCUGAUAGCUUUUUCCUCAAAUUGUCUUUCUUUAAUAGACCCAUCUAGCUGUAAUCCGUAAAAGUAAAGAAAAUAAUAUUUCAUGGGUGGCAAACCCUUAUACAACUUCAAUAGAAGAAUAUGAUCAUAAAUCGUGUUAAAUUACUUGGCUGAAGGAGGAAACAAAAUUUUUCUUUGAGUGUUGAAAAAUGGUAAUGUUCUAUUUAUCAUGUAUCAAACACCAAUGAAAUAACAAAUCAUUUCACUUAAAUAGUUUUUUUGUUGCAAAAGGUGCAAUUUGUUAUGUAACCAUAGCAUUUGUGAUCUUUUCACAUGUGAAGUUAUGUUAUUCUAAUGUGUGAAGAUAUCAUGCUGUCAUGCAAAAGCUCACCUACUAUUUCCUUGGUGUUUAUGGGGUUGUCAUUAAGAGCCGGGGGCCGGGGAUUUUCCCCGGCUACUAAGAGAGUGGCCCCCAGCUACUUUUAUUGGAAAAUAGAAGAAAAAUAGAACCAAACGAAAUCCCUAGCCCUUUGAUUCCCCACCUACUUGUUGUAUUUACCCGGCAACUUGAAAUCUUAGUGACAACCCUGUGUUUAUAUAAAUAUUCCUACUAUUGUAUUGUCCAGUAAGUUGUCAGUCUUUUACAGCACUGACUGGACUGGGUAGCCUUUUAAUAGCUGACAUAUAGGGCAUUUCUUUCAGAAGAUAAAACUUAAUCUAACAUGGCUAGGUUGAUGACUGUUUUACAACAUCAAAUUAACUCGAUCGGUGGUUUGUGCUGUCCAUUCCUAAAAUUAAUCACUCGGAAAAAGCUGUUGCAUCACCACUGCAUUUGGUUUGUCAGAUUGACAUAUUGAUUUUGUGUCUUGUUUUUAGGUCACACAGAAAAGGCCAUUGCACUGCUACAGGCCUUGGUUGAGCUAAACUGUUUUUGCUCUGCUGAUCUGGAGAAGAACACCCCUGUUGGCGGACAGAUAGCUUUUCUGGAGGCAUUCUGGCAUAGUGGACAACCAAGGUAAAGAAAUUAAACAAUCCAUGAACCUCACAAGGUUGUACAGACGUCUUCUCAGCUUAGAAAGAUGAAAGUUGAAUUCUUGUGUUACCAGUAUAUGCAGCCUUGAAAUCUAACAUAAGCUUCCUUAUGUUAAUUAAGGUUUGGUGAGAAUGGUGCAGUCGGAUGGAAGACAUGGAUGGCUAAAGAAAGGGAAAGUAUAUCACGUGAGACCCUUAUUGAUAUCAGAGCAAUUUUCAAGUCAUUUUCCUCAAGAAAAACAGGCAAUAGUGAUUCUCUUGAUGAGGUGGAGGAGGAGAUGGCCAUUGCAAGAGAUCAACCUCUUUGGAAGAAUUGGUUGCAAGUUGAAUCGUCCCGUGACAGAGGACAGCUUUUUCCAUGGCAACCAGACAGAGAAAUGGCACAAACAGAAGAGGAUUGUGAUGAUCCUGAAAGGCUGGUACUAUUCGAUGACAUCAGUUCAAGUCUGUUCAAAUUGGCAGAUCCUAUGAGCAAGCUCAAGCUGGUCUUGUCAUUCUUACAGUUUUUUGGAGUUCAAGUACCUUGUCUUAGCUCAUCAACAAACAAAGAUGUGCAGCAAUUUCUUAAUACAUCACUAGAGCAUGAAUUGCAACUUCUCGGACCUAGCAUUCCCAGGGGAUCUCAGUUUCUUGGUCUGUGGCAGUCAUACUAUUGGAAUGAUGAUGUCCUCUGUAAUGAGGCAAAUCAACAGUGGCCCACACAAGAGGCAUUGAGGUUUGUAAGGAAUAUCUUUGUGCAGAGCCUGCCUGUGUUUGGUGGCAGAGAAAGAAGCUUUCUGAUGGUUAUAUGGCUGUGGUAUGAGUUUCAGCUAACAAAGAAUGGACAACCAGCAAAGGAAAGUAAACGGAUGUACAAAGAUGUGCGGAAACUGGCCAAGAAUCUUCUGAAAAUGCCAGAAAACAGGUUGGUAAAUAUAGGCUCUGCCACACAGUGCUACAUAGAAAAAAAGCAUCUCAGUUGACCUUAACUCACUGGCAAAUCUAGACUGUUUCAGAGAAUAGAGAUAAAGAUUUCAACUCUAUGGGGAGUACGAAAUGGCAUUGUGGGCAAUCCUGGGUCUCCUGUGGCCAUCCUUCUACAAUUCCACAGCUGAACAAAGCCAUUUAGCUCUAGGAGUCUAUCAUAGAGUCUAAUACUUUUUUUCACUGAUUUUAAGUUGGGAGGAUAUCCUAUUGUGUGACCAUUCCAAUGGAACCUUUUUGAACAGUAGUACUUUAAAUUACAGUCAUGGUACUCUUUAGUUUUCAUGAUUAGCUGGAAAUAUACUUGUCUUGCUUGUUGCAAGUGGCAAGAGGAACCCACAAUCAUAAUCCCCAAGUUGCUAUUACACAUGCACGGCACCUAUGUAAGCAGCCUUACAAUGAAUGAAAUGCACAGAAUGCAAGCUGAUCUGAUGUGCGUUUGGUCCUUUUAUUGGUAGUAAUCUGAUCACGCUUGUUUUGAACAUCUAUCACAUGAACUUAUGCAAAGCACAGUGUUGGAGCAAAAGUGAUUGAUGUGUAACUUUUGGUUAUUACUGGGUAAUAUUAUUGGAAGUCAAAAGGUUACAGAAAACCAAAUGCAGGUCAUUGCAAAAGUAUAGAUUCCUUACCACUUUACAUAAGUUGUCAGAGUAUUAAAAUAAUCAUUAUUUUUCAGGAAUGAUCUGAAGCUAUGGCAAACCUUUGCAGAGAUUGAGUGGAUAUCUGGUAACAGAGAUGAGGCUGUCAGAGUGUUUGACUCAACUCUGAUGAUGGGUGGAGAGAUGUUUCCUGAUGAACAAAGCAGAAGAGCUGCCUUAGCCCCUCUUGUCAGGUACCACUUACCCUUUGCAGCCUUAGUAUUGCAUUGCGCAUCCUUACUGUGCAUAAUUUCCUGUGGGAUACUGAUUAGCGUGCACACAUUAAAACAUGAUGGCUUUUACUUUAAGGCUGGAGCUCCCCGGAGAGCUAAAAUUAAAAUAAUAUAUUAAUGUUCUCUUAAACAAGUAUAGUAGCCUGCCAUUCAUUUUGUAAAACCAACACAUUGCCCUAAAUAGUUGGAAAAAAUAUAAAGGAUUCUUAAUUAAGUGGAUGCAAAUAAGAAACUGCUUAUCAGCAGUCAAGAUCAAUAGAAUAAUAAUUUAUUAUAAUCAACAAAGCACAGCCUAUAAUUCCCAGUGUACAAGUUGUUCCUGCUCCUAAACGAGUAUGGGGAUCCCCACUGCCCACUUUUAUUUCAAAAUUUAGGUUUCUAUUACGUAAACAACCAAUCAGUAAAGUUUGACAAAAAUAAUCUCACUGCAGGUUCUAUUUCAGAAGAAUGAGCUUUAAAGGGAAACGGGUUGGAUCUUAGGGAUGGAGGAGCCUCCCUGUAUCUAGAACUAUAAAAAGACAGCUUUAGCUGAUGGAAUCAGCAUGCUCCAAAAAAAAUGUGCCAAGCAAUAAUCACACAUACUGCUCAAAAAAAGAGAGGCUAUUUUUGCCUUUUUUCUCUUAAGUUAUUUCUUAAUAAUAUUGUUAUUAUUACUUAUUUCUGUAAACUUGUUUUAAUCUAUGUAGAAAUAAUUUUAUAUACUACUACUAGUGCUACUACCACUACCACUGCCACUACUGCUGCUGCUGAUAAGCUAGUUGAUCUUUGGUGUUCCUUACUUUAGGUAACAUUAUGUUUAAAUGCUUAGUUGUGUAGUUUGAAUCUUUACUAGAACAGUGAAAUUAACAAGUUUACUUAGUUCUUCCCAUAUAAACUUCCAUGUCGGGUUAGACAUUCAGCAAUGGACUAACCCUUGCAAGGAGUGUUUUGUUAACUUUUGAUCCAACAACAGCUAACAAUGCUUAAUAAUAAUAAUAUUAAAAUGAUUUUUGAUUGAUUAUUAGGUCUUAUGCUGAGCUAGAAGUGGGUAUCACUACAGACUUAAGGAAGUCCCAACCUUUGUCAGGUGUAGAGAGUAACAAGAAAGCACUGCAGAUACUGACAACUUUUGCAGAGGGAGCUAUGUUCCAACCUGGCUCGUCCAACUCAUCAGCGUUCACAUCAGCUGUUCAACUGCUUAAAGCACGCAGGGUUUUUCAAAAGAUCCACCAAGGCAUAGUUGAAACAGGUGAAUCUCAGACAAAGGAGACACUGAUGUCAGACUGUGGUCUUGCCUCUGGAAGUUUGGCAGUCUAUCUAGAAGCUUGCUGUGUUCUUUUUGAGUACCUAAACACUGGCAUCAACAGUGUGUUGUGCAUGUGUAAUGACUUUUUGUCAAACCCAUCUGGUCUCUGUGAGUUGGACAUUGAGCUCAUUCUCAGCUCUUAUAUCAGACUUUUCAAAUUUCACUGCAACACUGGCAGAACAUUAACUUUGAAGGACACAAGACAUAUUCUGCACUCCGCACUAGAGAAGUUUCCUAAUAAUCCAGAAUUCAUUUCAUUUAACAUCCAGCAAGAGUCAAAGUCUGUUCUGACUGGUGAAAUAAGAAGAACGCUUGACAAGGUGACGCAGAAAGCAACCACACCCAUCCCUUGGAUCUUUGCUCUUCAUUACGAGCAGUGUAGGUCACAGUCUGUUGCAUCUGUCAUGGAGUGUACUGAUCCAUUGGCAACUGUCUUGGAAGAAAACCCCACACCAGUCGUUACUUCUCUUCCUGUUACAGGGGUGGUUAAUCGUCAGUACUCAUUGUUUGAAAGAGCAAUAGCCAGUCCAUCAGCAAGACAUUGUGUGGCAUUGUGGAGAAUGUUUAUGAAAUUUGAGGUAACUAAAGCAUAAAACUGUUAAAGUUCUUGCAAUUUCACGUUAGUUUGGUUUUUGCUAGGGACAUGGUUGCAAGUUACUGUAAUAAUAAUGUAAGAGCACUUAUGAUUGGCAAAAAAAAAGGAAUGGGAUUUAUAACAGACAGAAUUAGAGUCGCAAGGAUCAGAAUGUUCCAUUUCCUUGCAACUACUAUAAGACAAUGUAAUUUAGGCCCCGUCCACAUGAACCCAAAUAUUUUUGAAAUUGCAUAUUUUCUUACACAAAUCGGCUGUCCAUCCACAUGAAACCAGUGAAUUUGCUCAUUCACCUGCAGCCUAUUCAUGUAUAGCCUGCAAAGAAAUUAUUUAACCUCGGUUAGUAAUGUCUGCCAAGCAUGGCUGAUAUCUUUGAUCUGGGCUCCCAAUGAGCUCAACGUAUUUCCAGAAGUGUGAUUCAAAUUUUCUUUCAUUGUGAUUGGCAAGUGGACGAUGGCAUAUUUAACAGCCAAUCACGACAUGUACUUAUAUCCCAGUAGGCAAGGGGGCCUGGAACAAGAAUUUUGAUGCUGUUUCACAGAUAGACUUAACCAGAGUUUAAUUUCAUCUUUGGCACAGGCUAGUUGAUGUAAAAAAUACGCAGUUUCAAAAAAAUCCAGAUUCAUGUGGAUUGGGCCUUAGAUUGUAGAAGCAAAAGCAGAAGUGGAUAAAUCAAUCAAUCAUGAUCACUUCCAUGCAUUGUGAUUGGUUUACACUGUAGUUCUUCCACUUCUGCUAGCAACUCUGUCAGUCUGGUUCUCAUUUGAUCAUAAGCAACAGUUGUAAGUAGAAGUGGACCUCUGGAAUAAAUGACACUAGGGCUUGGACUCUUGCUCUGGCCAUCGCUGGGAAAACCAGCCUCUAAUAACAGUACUGCCAUUUACUUCCAAUGAUACUUCCCUUUUACUCGUAAUAACCAAAGGUUAUUGAGUGCGGGCAACAAUGAUCGAAGGUCAAAACGCUUUUGCUCAAAUGCUGUGCUUUGCAUAAGUUUCACGUGAUCGAUAGUCGAAACGCGCAAUCAGAUGACAGGUGAUAGAAGGUCCAAACACGUGAUCAAAUUGCAUUCUGUGCAUUCCAUUCAUUCUUAGUGCAAGUUCCAAACGAAUGUUGGCUACAUACAUGCAAUGUAUGCGUAAUAACAACCUGUCCCCAGUCGUUCAAAAGUUGGAUAACGCUAUCCACCAGAUAAAUCACUAUCCACCGGAUAAGUGUCUGGGAAACCAAUUGCGCUAUCCAGUGGAUAGUGAUUUAUCCAGUGGAUAGCGUUAUCCACCUUUAGAACAACUGGGUCCUGGAGAUUAGGGUUGUGGGCUCCUCUUGUCACCCACAAAAGAAAUAAGAGUAAAGUAUCAGAUACUUUUCUAGAAAUUGCAUUUUGAAAAAACUUAUCUGAAAGAAAAAAUGAUGGGAAUUUUUAUGAAUUUUCAUCACUUAAAGUGUGCUCUUUAAACAUUCUGUUAUUUGAAUCCAAUUAAUGUUAGCUUUCCCAUUCUUUCAGUAUCUCAACUUAUGAUUUAAUUUACACUGCUGUACUGGUAAUCUUGCUUGUAGUCUUUGAAUUAUAUGUGGCAUUGUUUUUUGUUGUUGUUUUUUUUUCAUUUUAAUAAACUAAAGAUGGCAUAAAUAAUGCAGCUCUCUUAAGUUCUUUUAAUUAACUCUUUUUAGUAUUUAUUUGCACUUGUUUUGGAAAUGUUUUCAGUCACAACGUGGAAAGGAGAAAGUCAAGUCUGUAUUUUACCAAGCUCUACAAAAUUGUCCCUGGGCCAAGGUAAAUCAGUGUGAAUUUAAUUGAGUAAUAAAAUUAUUAAGUUCUGCCUAUUGUCAAAUGUCAGUUAAGGAGUUUAGUUGCAACAAGCUGUUUACAGACAGUGUAGGUCAUUAAAGGAUCUUCUUUUUUGAAGGUUUUGUACCUUGAUGCUGCACAGAAUUUACCAGAGGAUGUCCAGGACAUAGUUGAUUUAAUGACAGAGAAAGAAAUCAGACUGCGUGCUCCACUUGAAGAAAUUGAACUUCUCCUUCAUGAUUAG
Porites evermanni is the source of this 7070-nucleotide messenger RNA. The record is from the annotation of a GenBank genome assembly. Lineage: Eukaryota; Metazoa; Cnidaria; Anthozoa; Scleractinia; Poritidae.